This is a messenger RNA of Humulus lupulus (European hop), 1709 nucleotides long. RefSeq lists its product as uncharacterized. The record is from RefSeq and is a predicted model, not a curated record. Bases 73 to 1482 code for a protein of 469 amino acids. Lineage: Eukaryota; Viridiplantae; Streptophyta; Magnoliopsida; Rosales; Cannabaceae. The transcript has a single exon.
CUAUCUCUUUCUGGCCCUACAUAGUGCAUACGAAUACAUUCAGAAACCCAAAUCCCAACCUCCUCCACAGCCAUGGAUGCAACUUCGAUAGCAACUUCAUCAAUGAAAACCGUCAACUUUUUUCCAUCUUCGACCACUCAAAGGACAACCAACCCAACUACCUUAGUGUCAUCAAGGCCUUCAUAUGAAGUUACCAAAUCAAAUGUGCUCACUUUUUACUCAAAUCCCAGAAACAGUUAUCUUGCUCUUACUCGCUGCUCCACAAAGUCGAACACCAAUACUGAGGACCAAAACUCGACAUUUGACAUUGACUCAAAAUUAGAAGCCCAAGAAGAAGCAAACCUGAAUUCAAGUGACGAACCUUCUCUUCUUUCUCCAUCUUCAUCGUCUUCCUCUGGGGGCUUGGUGUUCGAUUUGGGAACUGGGAAUUCUUGGGAUAGUGAAGACGUUGGGUCUCCGGUUGUGAAGAGGUUUCUAAGUGAUGAAGAAGAGAGGUGGUACAUGUGGUACUACGGCAGGUCAAAUUCAAACCCAGGUUUCGAUUCGAUUGGUUUAGCUGUUUCAAGCAAUGGAGUCCAUUGGGAACGAGGUGUGGGACCAGUCCAGACCAGCGUAGAUGUGGGAACAGUACUGAGUUGUAGCAAAGAUUGGUGGGCAUUUGAUACUUCCAGAAUCAAACCGUCUGAGAUGGUGAUCAUGUCCAGUACAAAGGUCAGAGCUUCGAGCGCUGUUUAUUGGUUAUACUAUACUGGGUUCAGUUCUGAGGAGGUUGAUCUUAUUAUUGAAAACCCGGAAAGGUUUUCUGUUGGAAAUGGUGGAUCUGGGAAAAUUUACAAGUCUUUGCCCGGUUUGGCUAUUAGCCAAGAUGGUAGGUAUUGGGCUAGAAUUGAAGGUGAACACCAUAGUGGAGCUCUUUUUGAUGUUGGUUCUGAAAAUGAAUGGGAUUCUUUAUUUAUUGCUUCACCACAGGUUGUUUUCCACGGAAGUGGUGAUCUGAGAAUGUAUUACCACUCAUUUGAUGUAGGACUUGGGAAAUUUUCUAUUGGGAUUGCAAGAUCAAGAGAUGGGAUUAAGUGGGUUAAGCUGGGAAAAAUAAUCGAGGGAGGGAAAAGUGGUGCUUUUGAUGAGCUGGGAGGUUUAAAUGCCUGUGUUGUGAGGAGUAGGAAAGAUGGGAAGUAUUUGAUGGCAUAUGAAGGAGUUUCUGGUAAUGGAGAGAGGAGCAUUGGGUUGGCAGUGUCUUUAGAUGGACUUAAGAAUUGGACAAGGCUUCAAGAUAAAGGAGUUCUAGAGGCCUCGGACGCUAAUGGGUGGGACAACAAAGGAGUUGGAUCGCCUUGUUUGGUUCAGAUGGAUGGGGAUGAAGAUGAGUGGAGAAUGUACUAUAGAGGUGUUGGGAAUGGAGGAGGAACAGGGAUUGGAAUGGCGGUUUCUCAAGGGAGUGAUGUUAGAAGGUUUAGAAGAUGGACAGGAUUUCACAUUUAAGGUUUUCCGCAUGUUAUUAAUCAAUUAUACAUGCAAAUUCAAUGUCAAAUUUUUACUAGGAUGAAAAAUGAUUUUCUUGUUAGCUUUUCAUUGUGAGAAGCCAUUUAAGGAUAGGAUUAGAAUGAGUUGCUUGCUUUUUUAUUUCUAUCUUGAAUUACAUUGCAUUGUAACUACUUUUCAGCUUUUUUUUUUCCAUCUAUAAUACGUAUAUGAAUCAUCUUAUCUUA